Fonsecaea multimorphosa CBS 102226 is the source of this 609-nucleotide messenger RNA. RefSeq lists its product as uncharacterized. The coding region runs from base 1 to 609 and encodes 202 amino acids. The record is from RefSeq and is a predicted model, not a curated record. The transcript has a single exon. NCBI's taxonomy places the organism in Eukaryota, Fungi, Ascomycota, Eurotiomycetes, Chaetothyriales, Herpotrichiellaceae.
AUGGCCUCCGUUGUCACCACUCGCCCCUUCAGGCCCCUCCCCGUCCCUCAGGCCCUUGGAUUCGGAUUGAAGGCGCGAUAUACUCCUGUUGAAAAUGUCCCGACUCUAUUCGAUCACAAAUUCCUCGUCGACCGCUACAGCCCCAAACGGGCCGCUGUGACAGAUUAUUAUUCGAGACUUGCACCAGACGUCCUUCGAUGGCGCGUCAUCUCCAAUGCCAGCGCCAAAAAGGUCCCCAAGGCCGUGCUGCGUAACCGACUCAAGCGAAGAUGGGCCAGUGCCUUUGCAGAAGCUCUGAAGAGAGCUGGAUACUACCAUAACGGAAGGAAGCGUUCCGGGCCCAAGGAUGGCAAAAAUUACAUCCCCGGCCUCAAGGGUACUCUUGAAAUCCUGGUCUACUCCGAACGGGGCAUCACCUGUCCUCACGGCGAGCUUGUCGGUGCAUGUGGUGCCCUACUGAAAUCCCUACAACGAAAGAAACAGCACAUGGAAAAUGCGAGGUACGACUCUGCGCCAGAAAAGAAGUCUGGAGAGGAUUCAGCGGAAACCGACAGCACUGAGGAUGUGCCAGCCUCCUUGUGGUCACUCUGGGGGGGCAAGCUCUUCUGA